Molecule: messenger RNA, 1128 nt
Organism: Fusarium venenatum
Lineage: Eukaryota; Fungi; Ascomycota; Sordariomycetes; Hypocreales; Nectriaceae
Source: RefSeq, a predicted model, not a curated record
AUGUCGACUAAACCUCACCCAAAAGAACCAAGGCCGGAGCUAGAACGCCGACAAUCUCUAGAUAUACCUGGAGCCGACGAAGCGUCCAGUAUCAUAGGCGAUGUUUCUAGUCGCAUAGAAGAGGCUACUACACAAGUAGAAGACGACGUUGUUUCACAGUCACCAUCACAAACAUCAACUGUUGAGGAGACAACGAGUUCCACGGAGCAGCCUUCACUUCCUUUGACUACCAUCUUCACACCAAGUAAAGAUUGCACAGGAGAUGAUGCCUUCAAAUCAAGGACAGUAGGCAGCUAUGUUUACUGCCAGUUAGAGGACGGCGCAGACAGAUCGACAUGCUACCCAUCCAGUUAUUCGGAGUACCAGUACGACACGAUGAAAUACUACUCUCCAGGCGUGUGUCCCCUUUCAUACGUUUACUUGUUAACCUUUAAAUCGGGUCUUGGCAAUUCGCCUACCACAACCUACGCUACAUGCUGUCCAUCCGGUAUGACAGAAUUGGCAAACAAUUGGUCCUGCCAGAAAUCGCUCACGACACACGUUACAAUUACCAAUGUUACCGAUUCCCAAACCACCGUUUAUUCUACGACCUACUGGGCGAAUCCCAUUUUCGUCGCAUGGCAGGAGUCCGAUCUCUCUCGCUUUUACCCUCAAUCUGAAGCACGUGCGGCUCUCCAAAGCGCCGGGGUGACGUUCCCAACAAACACAGAAUCUGGCAGCUCGACUUCCGAAACAGAAAGUGGAAACACUCAAUAUGAGGAUUCAGAAAGCGGAGGUGGCGGCUUGAGCACUGGUGCUAUCGCAGGAAUCGGUGUUGGUGCUGGAAUUAUAGGGAUUAUGAUUAUAGUAGCCAUCUGGUGGUUUCUGAGGAGAUAUAAAGUGAGUCGGAGGACCAGCAAUGUUGAUGAGAGAGAGCAGCCGUGGGAGCAGCAGAUUUAUGAAGCUCCGGACACCAGAAAAGAUUUCCAGCACAUCCAUGAAGCCCCGAACGACAUAAAAGCUUCCCAGCAGAUCUACGAAGCUCCAGACACCACAAAAGACCCCUAUCAGAUACACGAAGCUCCGGACACCACCACCAAAUCUCCAGAUAAGCUUCACGACGUACCAAAGUAUGAGCUCCAGGGUUGA